This is a messenger RNA of Camponotus floridanus (Florida carpenter ant), 2483 nucleotides long. Its product is annotated as zinc finger protein 271. Lineage: Eukaryota; Metazoa; Arthropoda; Insecta; Hymenoptera; Formicidae. Gene Ontology annotation, cellular component: nucleus. The transcript has 3 exons. Gene Ontology annotation, biological process: regulation of transcription by RNA polymerase II. Gene Ontology annotation, molecular function: RNA polymerase II transcription regulatory region sequence-specific DNA binding; DNA-binding transcription factor activity, RNA polymerase II-specific; zinc ion binding. Bases 162 to 2333 code for a protein of 723 amino acids. The record is from RefSeq and is a predicted model, not a curated record.
ACAAAAAAGAGAUAGUCAAUUAUUUCUAGUUAUUCAGACAAUUUGUUUCUCAUUGAAGAAGCUGAAUGAUAGCACAAAAAUUUUUUAUUUCAAGAAUAUUGAGUUUGCCAUGAAACAAUAUUUGAAUAUUUGUGUUCUUUUUCAAGGAAAAGUUAUAAAAUAUGUUCAAAGCAGAAUCAAUUAGUACAUUAAGUGAUCAUGAGGAUGAUAUUGAUGAUUUGGAUGGCUCUAUUGUAUGGUCCCAAGAAGAACCACUUUCUUCCAAUGAAAUAUUAGAAUUAUCAACUCAAGAUGAGAGAGAAAAUAAUUUUGCUUUCUGUCGAUUAUGUGCUGGCCAAACUAGUAAUCCAAUAUUUAUCUAUUCUAAACUCGGAGAAUCAAUGAAAUUGGCUCAUAAAAUAAAUACAUGUCUAAGUAUUAAGAUUAGAAAAACAGAUCCAUUACCAAAACAGCUUUGUUUGGCCUGUAUCGAGAAAGUAAAUUAUUAUGACAGGUUUGACACACAGUGUAUUAAAGCGGAAGAAAUUCUUUUAACAAUGUUAAAGGAGAGACAAUCUUUCAAUACUUCCAAUCACAAAAAUCAAAUUUUAUCUGACCGACAGUCCUGUCCCUUAUGCAUAGAAGGUUACAUGAAUACAUGUGAAAACAUGUCUCAGCAUGUUAAAGAUAUAGAAUUAGACGAGAACGAUAUAAUCUUAGAAAGCAGCGACGAGGAAAGUAUAUUUAAUAAUGUAAAUGUCGAUAAGGAAAAUGGAAAUCGCUCUAUUAUGUUACAAUGUUUAGGAAAUAGGCAGAAAUACUUGAAAUGCGGCGCGUGCAUGAAUCUCUAUCAUACUAAGGAGACUCUAGAUGGUCACAAGUGUAAGCCCAAUGUGCAGAGCACGACGAAACCAUACAAGUGUCUUACGUGUGACGCAACGUUUAGUUUCGAGGAACGUUUGAACUUCCACACGCAAUUUCACAGAGGCGCAAAAGCGUUGUAUUGUGAAAACUGCAAAGUAACUUUCGGUAAAGAAUUGAAGCUAUUCUAUCACUACAAGAGAUACCAUUCUAAGGAUAUUAGCAUCUCGUGUCUGCAAUGUGGAAAAUUAUUCGAAAAUCAGGAGACGCUUCGUGUGCACGUUUGCGUGGAUGGUAAGAAUCGACCACACAUUUGCGAGGUGUGUAACAAAGGCUUUUCCGAUGGCUAUACCUUGAAGCGUCAUAUAGUGACACACCUGCCCGAGAAGCCUUACAAGUGCUCGCAAUGUUCGAAGAGCUUUACUCAGAAGUCAAGAUUGAAUAAACAUGUCGCGAGUCACUGCAUCGUUAUUGAAAACAACCAGACAGUUUGGAAAUGCAUUCAAUGCGGCGAAGUAUUUAUCUCUUGCGAUGACGCUGAUGCUCAUUACAAGAUACACGAGGAUAAGAUUACAUUGAUCGAGGAACUAUCGAUAUCGAAAUUAUACCACUGUGAAUUCUGUAAUAGUCACUUUACCGACGUGGACAACCUGAAGACUCAUCAAAAUCGACACGUUGUUGAAAAACCAUACACGUGUAACGUAUGCCAAACUAUGUAUAAAUCAUUUGCGGAGGCCAUUUUACAUUGGAAGGAACACCAGAGAUUAUUCAAAGUCCUCAUCGUCUUUUUAUGCGAUGUUUGCAACAAGGACAUGAAGGAAUUAUCUCUAUUGUAUAAACAUAAGCAAAAGAGACACGAUUAUGCAGCCAGAUUAUCCGAAUCCGGUGAUGCAAAGUUCGUGUGCGAACUAUGCGGAAAUAUAUUCGAUAGAAGCGAGGAUAUACAGGCUCACGGACGAGAUCAGUGUUCCAAAUUUCCCUGUGAUAUCUGCGGCAAUCUACUGCCCACGGCAAAUUCGUUGAAUGCUCAUAAAAGGCGGCACAAUGGACUGCGACCGUACGUCUGUAAUAUCUGUGGAAAGAGUUACACUCAGUCCAGUCACAUGUGGACUCACAAGAGAUUCCACAUGGGCGUCAAGCCUUAUGCUUGCGAGUAUUGCGAUCAGCGUUUCACGAUAAAGCCGGAUUUGGCGGAUCACACCAGAAAGAAGCAUACGAGGGAGAGACCAUUCAAGUGCGACGUCUGUAAUAAGGCUUUUCUCACCGGAUCUGUAUUUUAUCAGCAUAGAUUAAUACACCGUGGUGAUCGUAGAUACAAAUGCCACUACUGCGAAAAGGCCUUCACCAGAACAGAGGCUUUAAAUAAUCACAUUAAAAUACACACUGGGGAAAAGCCGCAUGCGUGCGAUGUGUGCGGCAGAUGCUUCAGACAGAAAGGAGACAUGAGGAAACAUAGACGCACCCAACAUAAUUCAAAACAGGAUACAUCUUGAAACUUUUUUCGUAUUUCAAAUGCAUGAAUGCGUGAAUUAUUUUCGUUAUUUUUGUAUUUUAAUUAUCAUUACAUCGAUAACUAACAAAUAUGUAUAUAAUAAUCUAUUUGUGCAACAUGAUUCUAUUAUACUAUUGUAUAAUGAAUAUAA